Messenger RNA from Cotesia glomerata, 3963 nucleotides. RefSeq lists its product as uncharacterized. The record is from RefSeq and is a predicted model, not a curated record. The transcript is spliced from 3 exons. NCBI's taxonomy places the organism in Eukaryota, Metazoa, Arthropoda, Insecta, Hymenoptera, Braconidae. Bases 325 to 3018 code for a protein of 897 amino acids.
CGAUAGUUAUUUCAAUUAAAUGCCAAUAGAAAAUUAAUUUUAUUUGGGGUUUCGAUCAAUAACAAAAUAAUAAUUUAAGUUUCAAAAUAUCCCACGCUUUUGAAAGCUGCUCGCGCACAUUUUAGUCGCCAUAUUAGUUAUAGUGUUUUAUAGAGAAAAAAUAUUAACAAACGCCACGUAAUCAGUAAAGUUAUCAAGCUUACAAGUGUCUUUUGGAGAUUGUUAUUGACAAAAAUUAUAAUAAAAACAAUAACAGAUUUAUAAACGAAGUGACAGAGGAAAUUUUCAUCAUCAUAAAUAUUGACUUUUUCCAUUCUAUUAACAAUGUCUGACGGGAAGCGUCUUGGUACGUCUCGAGCUGCAGUUUAUAUGAGAAAUAAACGUAAGUUAAAACGGCUAUUUUCGACUUGCGGAACGAAAGUUAGCAUUCCAAAAAAUUUUUUUGAUACAAUGCCAGUACCAAACAGUGGAAUUAUCAAUGACCCCGUUGUCACUGGGAUUGUAAAUACUAAGGCGUCGAAUAACUUGAUAUGUUAUGAAACUUCAGAUACCGAAGAUGAUGAAGCUGGUGAAAGAAGUACAAAUACUUUUGGUUUUGUUAAUGAAGUUGAGGAUAAUAAUUAUAUUGAGGGUAAUUAUCAUAACGACGAUAAUGAUCAAGAUGAGGAUAAUGGUAAUCAAGAAGAAUACAAUAAUCUAGUUGAGGAUAAUGAUUAUCAUGACACUCAAAAUGUGAUAACGGAUGUCGAUGAAGAAAUAAAUUUUUUCCUUGAUGACGAUGAAGAUAUUAAUAAUGAAAAUGACGAGAAUGAAUUUCUUUCUAUAAAUUCUACUCCUGAAUAUCAAUAUCCACUUAUUUCAAAAAGACAUCUAAAAAUUAAGGAUCACUUUCUUUCUGUCAUAGCUACAUCAAUAAAACAUCGUAUGUCGUAUGAAGCAGUAUUAGACAUUUUUCGUUGGAUUAAAUCAUCGCAUGUAAUUAGUGGCUUACCUACAACUAAGGCGGCGUUAUGGAAAGCAUUAAGUCGGAAUAACUCAAUGAUUUCGCGUUAUUAUUAUUGUAAAUUAUGCUGCACAUAUUUAGGCCGAAAAAAUGGAAACGACAUUUUAGAAACUGAAUGUUUUUGUAAAAAGUGUGGCCCUGAAAAGUCCGAGGAGCAUUUAGGAUUUUUUUUGUACAUAAGCUUAACAUCGCAAUUAAAACAACUGUUGAGAAUUCCAAACAUGGAACAGUGCUUAAAAUAUCGAUUUUUAAGACAAAAAAAAAACAUCCACGCUAUUGAAGAUAUUUAUGACGGCGAAGCAUAUAAGAAAUUAUGUUCGACAGGUCAGAUUUUAGAAAAGUGGUAUAACUUUUCUUUUACCAUGAAUACCGAUGGCUGUCAAGUAUCUAAUUCCUCUCGAUCAAGUGCUCGGCCAGUGUAUGUGGAACUUAAUGAGUUGCCGCCACAUAUGCGCAAGAAAUAUAUGCUGUUAGCUGCUAUAUUUGUUGACGACAAACAUCCGAAGACAAACAAUUUACUGCGACCUUUUACAAUUGAAUUAAAAAAAUUAUUCAAUAAAGGUAUUAUGUGGAAACCUACUGAAACAACCAAAGUGACUUCUAAAUUUAUUGUUGUAAUCUGCAGUCUAGAUGCGCCAGCCCGAGCAUCAGUGGUUCGUAUCAAACAAUUUAAUGGUUAUUUUGGCUGUCCAUUUUGUUACGCGAAAGGUAAAUGCUUGUCACCAGGAAGAUUCAUCUACCCAUUCAAUCAAUGUUACGGUAAAUUAAGAACUGACGACGAGUUGAUAUCGGACAUGAAGUUCGUGACCAAAAAAGGUGUUUCAAGAUAUGGUAUAAAAGGAUAUUCUGCAUUGACAGCUUUACCACUAUUUAGCAUCACCAAAGGUGUAGUCGUUGAAGCUAUGCAUGCAGCUUUUUUAGGAGCUGCAAAGCUACAUACAACUAUACUAAUGACAACAACAAACACUUCCUAUUAUGUUGGUGGCUCUGAUGCAGGGGAAAUAAUUGAUAAAACACUACUGUCUAUAAGACCUCCUUCACGCCGAGCACGAACUCCUAGAAGUAUAAAGUUUUAUGCACAAUGGAAAGCUUCUGAAUGGAGGAACUGGUUAGACUAUGCUCCAGCAUGUUUGACACUAGUUUUGGAAGAUAAAUACGUUAAUCACCUGGCUCUUCUUUCAGAAGCUAUGCAUUAUUUGAACAAUGAUUCCAUCACAUUACCGGAACUAAAUCGAGCGGACAUGUUAUUGAAGAAAUACGUUAAACUAUUCGAAGAGUACUUUGGUGCUGCAAAAAUGACGUCGAAUAUUCACUCAUUAACUCAUCUUACUUUAUGUGUGCGUAAUUGGGGUCCUUGUUGGGCGCACGAUGCAUUUAUUUUUGAGGCGUGGAACAGAAAUAUACUUGAAUCUUUGAGUAGUCCUAAUGCUCGUGAGGAUCAAAUUGCUACUCGUUUUUUAAUGCAAAGAUUUCUGAACCACGCCUCAUUAGAUGAUUCAAUCGCUUCUGAAACAAAAACGUACAUUUUUAAAGCAUUAAAAGUCGUUGACGAAACAGUAGAAACGGGAUCACGAGACAAAUUUAUUUUCGAAGGAAAACCUACGAUUCGUUCAUUAACUCAAGACGAGAGCAUUGUUUUACGUGCAGCUGGAUAUACACCUGAAAAAAUAACUAUUUAUGGACGUAUGCAAAUGAAUAAAAUCAAAUUUAGUAGUGUAAAUGCUCAAGUACAAACUAAAAUUUCAGACUCUUUUAUAUUUAAUGAGCGAGAUGGAGUUUUUUAUGAAAUUAAAAAAAUUUUAAGCUUUCAAAUAGAUAAUAAUUUAAUUUCUGGUUUGAUUGUACGGCGUUUCUCACAUGCUUAUUACGGAUUUGAUACACAAUUCAUCAGCGCAGUCGUUGAAAACAAGUUCAGCUUCAUCCAUGAAACUAACAGAAUAAGACCAGCUAUAAAAAUAACUACCAAUGGAGUAACUUAUGCAAUAAAACUUGCAAACUGCUGGGAAACAGACUGAUUGAUCACUGAUUGAAAUCGUUUUAUUUUAUGAUUAUUAUUAUCGUUACAUUGCCCUUGGCUGGUCACAAAGCUGAUAGGAUUGCCAGGAUGCUCAGAAUGAUGGGAGCUUUGUUAAUUAUUUGAAAACAACCCAGAAACAGUCGCAGCAGGCAAAUAAUCAUUUUAAGGAGUCAGGCGAGAAUUUAAAUCUUGGUUGUUUCGAUUUUGAGGAUCGUGAUGGUGAAGAGAUUGAAAAAGUAUCUUUAGAAGAAAAUGAUAAUGAUACCGUCAUUGUAAGUAGAAUCAAUGUUAAGCUGCGAGAAAUUUUUCCUAAUCUUGAAAAUAUUGACCCUACAGUAGUUGAAUUGUUACCAUCUGUACUGCAACAAGAAGCUAGAGUUUAUUUAAAAACUGAUAAUAAAGUUAAUGUUAAGUUUUCACAAGAUAAAUUUAAAAAUGAAGAAAAAUUAAAAACUGUUAGUAUUAAAUCUUCACAAAAUGAAGUCAUAAAUGGGAAAAAGUCUGUUAAGCCAAAGUCAAGUAACGGUAACAAAACAAGUAACAGUAGUAAUAAAUCGUGUGAAAAAAAUCAAAGUAACAUUAAAAAGAUACCACCCAACGUUUGUUCAACCAUCUACUCCUGUCUGAGCGCAGAUCCUUAAAAUUUUACAGUAACAGACAACGAAAGGUCUAUCAGCCUUUUAGGGAAACGUGACUAACAUUAUCAAGUUGUGCGACUGAUCCAAAACUCGCUGCUAAUACAACUAAAUUACCGGCAAAUAUUUCAACAAUAAAAAAUUAUCCUGACUCGAUCAUGGUCGUACUACCACCACGUAGUUGUUUAUCAAACUGCUAGUGUAGAAGAACAUUGAAAUUUUUUUUUAUAUUUAUACCAUUAUAAUUAAGGGCGUUUUUCAUUGUAUUUUGAAAUAUCCUGAUUCAAUAAAAAAACAUAUAAUUUAAA